This is a messenger RNA of Chrysochloris asiatica (Cape golden mole), 669 nucleotides long. RefSeq names its product latexin (gene LXN). Gene Ontology annotation, molecular function: metalloendopeptidase inhibitor activity. The record is from RefSeq and is a predicted model, not a curated record. The transcript has 6 exons. Bases 1 to 669 code for a protein of 222 amino acids. Lineage: Eukaryota; Metazoa; Chordata; Mammalia; Afrosoricida; Chrysochloridae.
AUGGAAAUCCCACCGACCCACUUCCCAGCUUCCAGGGCGGCUUCAGUGGCGGAGAACUGCAUCAAUUACCAGCAAGGGACUCCCCACAAGGUAUUUCUGGUACAGACAGUCAAACAAGCCAGCAUGGAGGACAUUCCGGGCAGAGGACAUAAGUAUCGUCUUAAAUUUUCUAUAGAAGAAAUUAUCCAAAAACAAGUUACAGUGAACUGCACGGCUGAAGUACUCUACCCUCCAGUGGGACAAGAUACUGCACCAGAAGUCAGCUUCACGUUUGAGGGAGAAAUUGGGAAGAACCCAGAUAAAGAAGAUACUACAUUUUAUCAAAGACUCAAAUCCAUGAAGGAACCUCUAGAAGCACAAAAUAUUCCAGACAGUUUUGGAAAUAUAGCUCCAGAAAUGAAGCCAAUUCGACAUUUAGCCUGGGUUGCCUGUGGUUAUAUAAUGUGGCAGAAUUCUACUGAAAAUACAUGGUAUAAGAUGGCAAAAAUUCAAACUGUCAAGCAAGUGCAAAGAAAUGAUGACUUUAUUGAAUUAGACUACACCGUUCUACUUCAUGACAUUGCAUCUCAGGAGAUUAUUCCUUGGCAAAUGCAAGUUCUCUGGCAUCCACAAUAUGGUACUAAAGUAAAACAGAAUAGCCGACUGCCAAAGAAAGCAUGCUUGGAAUAA